GGAAAAAAUAUUUGCAUAAUUAAUAACAGGAAUGAAAGAAACAAGAAUGCAGGUGUUGUAGCUACUGAAAACGAUAGUCUUGAAAACAACAAGUUGUAGUAAGAUUGGAAAGAAUGAAGUCGACACCUAUCCAUAUUUACUUUUUUCUUAUGGCAUCAUCGAUGACAAUCGCUUUUGUACCAAGGCCCGGUGAGUCAUGAUACGUUACUUAUUUACCUACAGGGCUCGCACAACACAACCACGGACUAGAUUAUUUCACUGAAGACCGAUUGGUAAUCAACUCGCUCAGUUUUCGAAGUGUUUGAUUUCGCGGACAUUUUUCAAUUUUCCCUGUAAAAUCUUCUCCUUCCUUUCCCUACAUCUCUCGCUUCUCAGCUUUAAAUCGCUGUUUUUCGUAGGAACCUUUCAUUAUCUUAAGUUUUGAGUGCUCAACCUUUACACCAUAACUUUCGCCUUCGUCUAUUUUACGUUUUUUUUUCUUUUAAUUCUGCGUAUUGCAACAAAACCACUUCAAAGGUAAAGGUUUGAAACGACCUUUUUCCCGUUCCGAAGAUUUAUGGAUGCAAUCUUGAAAGAAAUUAAACUCAAACAGAAAACUGUGCUCUAGCUGUGAAAGUGUUAUGAUAAUAGCUUAAGAACUUUAUCUUGGGAUAAAAUUCAUUUUCAUACCAAUGUCCUAUUGAUUAUCAAAAAACGUUGGCUUAAAAAUUCUACAGAAUAAUGGCUGGGAGCAGGAGAAAUUACUAGAAAAAUUGAGUCGAUUGUUUAGUUCAGUGUGCAGGAUAUGAUCAUAUUUUAGCAUAAUUUAUUGUUGCUUUCACACGGCUAUACAAAUGUUUUCGUCAAACUUGACUGUAUUUUUGAAAAGUAAAAGUAAAGUUUAGUUAUUCAGAGUUUUACCUCCGAUCCAAACAUACUUAGCUAAACCUAAACGUACGUCGAGUAAACAAAUAUUUGGUCUCGGACGAGUGAAUCGAGACAUGAUAUCGUAUAAAUUGGAUGUGUCCUCGUGUGAAAAAUAUUGUCCGAAAGUUCGAGAGUCAUACGACUUAUGACUGUCGUUAAAGUAAUAUAGAAAAGUUUGAUAAAACUCUUGUAGGCGGAAUUGAGACUUUUAUGGUUUAAUCAGACACGAUUUAAGAGAGACUUUCACAAGAAUAAUUACUUUUAUAAAAACAAUGUAAUUCUUCUCAGCAUAUUGUCAUCAACGAGUCAUUAAAAAGCUAUCUGAUUAUAUCUACAUCUUGUAUUUUGGGGAGCGGUUAGCCAAAACACAGUGAGAGAGUUGAUUGCCGGGAUUAGUUCAAAGACAGAAUCAUGCGGAUCUUUCUAGAACAAUUUUUCCGAUUUGCGAAAUAAACAACAUAAAAGAUGUGCAUGUAACCGCAACAUGAAAAAAUUACCUGUAGAGAAAAACAACGUGUUUGUCUCGUAGCAACGGAUAAAUUUAUCUUUCGACCUUGAGGGGCUAGUAAUGCUAUCAGUUAUGAUAAACUCAUUCUAUUACCAAAGUAUGUCUAAAUAUCUUUAAAUGAGUUGUUGAUUGGAAUAGUUAGCAGAGCAGACGUAAUUUUGGUGAGUGCUCGGUAUCUUUUGAUGAAAGUUAUGGCUGCCAUCCUAAGGCUAGUUAGUUCACAUUUAAAAUGGUUUUAAGGCUCCUCCCAGGAGUAAAAAUGGUUACCAGACCAGACAGCUAUCAGAGAAAUUUGAUGAGUGCUGGACUUGAAUCCCGUUAAAGACGAGUAACAAAUUAUGCUGUGAUAUAAGAGACUUUUUUAUUACAUUUAUUCGUCUACUUCUGGAUUUUCUUUAUUGUAUUCUGAGCUUGAUAGAAGUGUUAUUAAGGUUGGGUUGUCUGUCUAAAAUGACUCCGCCAACCACAGGCUGACCAGAACUCCUUACCGUAAUUUGCAUUUAAUGAACUGAAAUGCUGAUGUAGUUGAUAUACAGUUGAUUGAAAUAGAAACUGUGAAAAGAUCCGACAGGCAGCUGGCAUAUAAGACAUGACUAAAAGCUACCACCCAUACCAUAUUGAUAUACUGUUUCUCAACUUCAGCUCUAUUCAUUUUCAUAUUCAUCUCCAAUCAACAGAAUUCAUUUGGUACCUAUACCCAAAGUGGAACAACCAGCUUUAUGGAUACAAGCCCAAUUCCAACACUUCUUUCCUUCCUAACAACAUCGUCGGAGAAGUCGUGGAGCAGAGAGACGAAGGGAUUCAUAGCAUUUCCUUUGACACCGGUUCAAAUAAAAUCGUUCUUGGAACUCUUGCCGAUACCCUUGGCAACAUGACCACUUUUCCAGCCUUUACAAUUUCUUUUCUAUAUAAAAUCAGUACUUUGCCGCUGCCAAAUGCCGUUUCUGUCCGCCUUUUCGUUUCAUCCCCCAGGAAAGAGGAGCGGAAAAACAGUAAUCCAGUCGAGAUUAGAUUGAUACAGACCGGGAGCAAUAUAUCAUUUUAUGCCGCUGUUGGACAUCACGAUAAAAACAUCAAAGGUGCACGUGUCGACGGCAUAGCAAAGGUGACUCAAUGGUUCCACAUAAGCAUUAUGUAUACUGGCUUGCACCAAAAUGAAACACUGGUUUAUUUGAACGGCACAAGAAUGGCUUCCGAUAACUACAAUUCACCAAUUUCUGCCGAACCGUCAAAUCCCACCCCUUAUGAGUAUUCCCUUGGCUUUGAUAAAUCUCAGACAAAGUUUUCAAUGAGCUGGUUCCAGGUCUUUAGAGGCGUACUAAACGAGACACAGGCAAUGGAACUCUCCAAGGCAACCUUCAGUCAAGGUAUUUUCCUCACUUCUUAAUCCCCCCCCCCCAUUUUUCCACCAUCACCAUAUGCGUAGUCUCUACUGAGAGGGGAGGGGCGAAGUCAAGAGGUCCCACCCUUAACCUUUUAUCUCUGGGAGGGGCGCCAACGGAAUGUCUGGGCUGAGGUGUGCCACCACGGCGUUCUAAUUCUGACCCAGUCUAAAAUCCGUUCGAUUAACUCACAAAUUUGGUUAAAAGGAUCAAAAUUUAAUUUACCCUUCGCCUUUAUACCAACCUUUUUGGGGUUCACAAUCGUUCUCUUCACGUCCUUCAUCACCCCUUCUCUCUUUCUUUUCCAUCAAUAACAGCUGUGCGCACGUGCACUAUGGUUGUCCCCGGGAGGUAUUGUAGCCGAGUGGAAGGCGUGCUAGAAACCGGGUUCAAGGGCCCUGGCGAACUCGAACCCCACCCCGGCCAGGUUAUUGUGUCACGUUGUCAGGCAAAAUGCUCUGCCCUCACUACCCUCACAGUGCCUCUCUCCCCCCUAACCAUAGGUGAGAUCGAGGACCGGCGAUCUCGAUAUCUCAUUUCUGGUCACUCUGUUAAUUCAAUGAAAGCUCAAGCAAUAUGGGCUACUUGCUCAAGUACAAUCAUUACCGUAAGUGUUAUCAUCAAAGAUAACAUUUAAAAUUUAGUUUGCUUGUGAACAGGACUCUAAGCCGGAGGUUUUCUCUUUCGAUAGCUCUGAACGCUGUUCAAGUUACAGCGAAUUUUACUAUCAGUGCUGUGACGAUACAGGAAGAUGAUGGAAGUGUUAAUCUUAUGGCCAUGAGAACCGGAAACGUGGAGCUUGCUUCAACAGUAAGGUCAGGGAAAGGCGAUUAAAAUGCGCAAAAAAUAACAUAAAAAAGCAAUCCUCGUUGAGCACCUAGACUUGAUGUAUUUCCUCUAACGAAAUUUUAAGACCACUCCUCCUUUUUAGAGAUCCCACGAUUGAGUAGUAACCAAUCAUGAGUAAAAUCUUGCUCAUAUUGAUAUGUUAAGAACCCUUCGAAACCGAAAGCAGAAGUUUAUCUCUUGGAUAGAAAGAAGAGAAAACCAAAAAUAAGUCUACAUUUGCCGACUAAAUGACAUGUGGCGCACGCCAAAACGUUGAUGCAGCAAACUUGGUACAUGUGAUACACUUCCCGCGAUACCUGUGGUGAAAAAGAAGCUUCUGGAUUAUGUUUCAAACUAAGCCUGUAUAACCUUUUAUCUCUGCACAAUAAUUACCACAAUAUGCAUGCCAUAAAAUUAUUGUGCUUAAAUCUCAAUGUUUUAAAAUCACUAUGUUCCUCUUUGGCUGCUCCAAUUUGGGUGCCUUGAGAAAGGAGGCUAGCCAGAUAAAAUGGCAUUGUUUACAUAGAUGUUUCAUUUUUUCAAUAAGUGAACUCAAAUGAUAGAGCCUGGACAUUGAUCAAUAUGAAAAAAUUAGGUAUUCACUCCAUUGUAUGAUUUAUCAUUCAAUGCUCCUUACCCAUCAAAAAGAUCGUCCACUUUAACUGCAUCUCUGUGCUGUCAUUGUAACAGGUUCAGUGCUACAAGUGACUCAGCCGUAAUAGACAAAGACUUUUCCUUCCAAUCCAAGGAGGUUACAUUCAAACCAGGAGAGAUUUAUCACAGUAUUAAUAUCUCUAUCCUGAAAGAUGACUGGACAGAAGACGAUGAGAAAUUUACUAUCUCCAUGACCUCCGUGGAUGGUGUGAUAUCCAUUGUCACGCCUGGGAGUGUCACGAUUACGAUCAGCAGCAAUGGUAAGAUUUGGGGAAUGAUGGUCUUCCUGAAGUUGGGUAAACAAGGGAAAAAGCAUGUGGGAGGGGGUUUCUUGGAAAAAAAGGAACUGUUGCAAUUUUCGGGAGAAAGGGCCACUCGGAUUUUCUGACUUGGAGAAACAGUCCACUCUCAGAAUCUAACAAUCACUCAUUCCUUGCUGUAAGGCGUGUUUUAAGUAUCCAUUUACACCUUGCUUUUUGUUCUGUUCUUUCGUUUAUUGUUAAGAUGGCUCAGCUGGUCGUGAACCUGCAACAGGAGAACAGACCGAUGAUGAAGGUAAGCUGAGGAACAAUUAUAAAAUAACAUAUUUAAUAUUAUACAUGAAAAAAUUACGCGCGUCUGAUUGGCUAAAAACGAGUGCAUUUUUCGUGUAUAAUUGCAAAUUAUAAUUAGCGCAUCCUCUCCUGGUUCGCGCAAUUUUGUUGUCUCUGAAAGCUGGCUCUUGCUUAUAAACACCAAAUUUCACUCGAAAUCAUGUUGUUCCCUAUACAAAUUCACUCUUUACGAGUGUGCUGCAAACUUGGGAGUCUGAAUCUUUAAGAGGAGCUAAUCAUGACCUUCUGACCAUCAGCGGGAUGUUUCACCCUAGAACUUUCAAUUGGAAUCUCGUAGCGUGCAUAGAUAUUUACUUUACUUAAAUGACGUUAAGUUGCCAUUGGCCUUCAAUAGUUGAACAGUGAAGAAUAGAAACGAGGGGUAUGGAUUGGUUUCAAGGUGGAGUGGGUGGGGAUUGAAGUUGGAUGGCUGCAGGGCGCGGAGAUUGGUAUUGGGGUGGAGUGAGUGGGGAUUGAAGUUGGCUGGCGGAGCGAAGUUGGGCUAGGUAAAGAUUUUGAGAUGGAGCGGCUAAGGAUUGUUUCAUAUUUAUCUGUUUCCUUUUUUUUUUCCUUUAGAUAUCUGCUUUAUUCCACUCAUCUUGCUGUGUGUUGGAAUAGGUUUGGUGUCUCUGGGCAUAAUCAUUUUACUCGGGUUUCUUAUCAAACUGUUCUGCUGAUAACGAAAUAAAAGCAAGGUAAGAGUGAUCUUCAUGUACCACCCGAUAGAUCUGUGGAGAAAUUUCAGUUGAGGGUCGAAAGUCCUCCGGAAGGUUUAGAAUGGUUUUGUUUUACUUCUUGCUAUGAUUGGUCGAGAAAACUUACACCAUCCUCUCAACCCGUUAGAUAUUCCAUAUAAACCAGUCGCUCAUUGGUUCCUCGCGUUUCCCGCUUAUCUGUUUUUACUUUCAUGCUCACUUCUGCCCCUUGUAAAAUUUCCUUUACUUCUAAUCAGUCGUUGAGUUGUUUUAAUUUGGAUUGAAACGUGCCGCUAAAUGGUGAAGUUUUCUUACAUAUUGAAAGUGCAAUAACGUAUUGAAAGUGAAAUAUUACCUGUCUUCAUGAGACUUCCUUAAGAUUUCUUACGAGUAAUUUAUUCGCUCUCAUGAGUUUCAACCGAAAAAACAGCUGCCCACGGCACAUCUUCCAAAAAUGUCAUGAAAAAGCGCCGCAUUGUUAUUGGUUGAUACCAAUGUGAUUGAGUAGACUCAAACAACUUUGUAUGCAAACUGACCAUGCGCAGGCUCCAUGAGUGGAUCAAAUAUGCCAAAGCUUCUCACACAGUCUUUAUACAUGUUAAUCUUGUGUUUGUUUAACCCGUUAUAUUUCAGUAGAGACAUCUUAAAAAGCUAGACAUCAUGCAACCAAAGGAAAGAAGUCUUCAACUAGAUCAAACUUUAUCGGGAUUCGUAUAUUACCUGCUGGAUGAAAGACUACGAAAAGACUCAUUCGAAUUUUACCCAAAAAUCUUGAUUUGACGAUGUAAACGAUGAUUUUUUAAUUGAUACCAAUCUGUAACCAGGGUUCGCCGGUGUAUGUGUAUAUUAUUAAAUUUUGAUACUCUGGCAUCUUAAGUUUCAGCUUUUCAAAUUAUCUAUGUAUCGAAAUUCUUCACUUGCAUUUCAAACUUAAAAGGAAUAUUUGUGAAACUUAAGACCAAGGAGGAACUGAGGAGAAUGUAUCAUUUAAGUGGCUGGAUGACUUGUCAGUUUUGUUCACCGCUGAGCCGACGACAUAAACCUUCCUCGUUCUCACUAGUGAUGGUGAAACAAUAAAUGAAUAUAUUUUUUUGAUAAAAUAGUACGUUGUACAGGCGAUCAGUUUUCUUUUUCAAUAAAAAUGAACAUUCCACCGUCUAAUAAUCUGACCAGUUGGACUUGGACUUCCUCUUCUGCAAAAACAUGUCGAAAACGUUACGCUCUUAUGUUACCAUAACAACAACCCUCUUGGAUGUUACCAAGUAAAGAGCGAUUUGACCAGUGGCCAUAUUUUUCUAUAAAACAAAAGAGAGUCGUUGCAGUGACUUAUCAAAAAUCGUACUCAAAAGGAUCCUAGCUUUCAAAAUGGCGGCUGGUCAGCAAAAACCGUCGCCAUUUUGAAAACGACGAGGCCCCCUGGGGACGAAGUAGUGACGUGUGUUACUGCGC
Molecule: messenger RNA, 7015 nt
Organism: Pocillopora meandrina
Lineage: Eukaryota; Metazoa; Cnidaria; Anthozoa; Scleractinia; Pocilloporidae
Source: the annotation of a GenBank genome assembly